ACGUUCAGUGCCACGUGUAUACGGUACACGCGAAUUUCUGUAAGAAAAUAUUUGGACACAUGGUCACGGAUGGUUACAGAUCAGAACAGAGAUGGCUUCUGUUCAGUGUACUAACCACUAAAAGGCAUGGAACAAUUCCAUGGUAUGAGUGAUGGGAAUAUAAAUAUUAGUGAUGUCAUUGAAGUCAUCCAAACUACCGAUCCUGGGUUUGUGGAGUCUACCGGAAGGGAGACUCUACCGCCAGUGGAAAUGAACACUGGACGGUUGUUGCCGUACGUCGAAAUAAUAGAGCAGCCAGCCAGCAAAGCUUUACGAUUUCGUUAUGAAUGCGAGGGUAGAUCUGCUGGCAGUAUACCUGGUGUAAACAGUACACCAGAAAAUAAAACUUUUCCUAGUAUAAGAAUAGUGGGAUACAAAGGCCGAGCUGUAGUUAUAGUAUCAUGUGUAACAAAAGAUCAACCGCACAGACCUCAUCCGCACAACUUAGUUGGAAAGGAGGCAUGCAAGAGAGGUGUUUGUACAGUAGAAGUAUCAUCAGAAAAUAUGACAGUCACAUUUGCAAAUCUUGGGAUUCAGUGUGUUAAGAAAAAGGACAUUGAAGAGGCGCUUAGAAUAAGGGAAGAGAUCCGUGUAGAUCCUUUUCGAACUGGCUUCGAACAUAAAAGACAGCCUACUAGCAUUGAUUUAAAUGCAGUGAGAUUAUGUUUCCAAGUUUUCCUAGAAGGAUCACAGAAAGGAAAAUUCAAUUUACCAUUACCACCAGUUGUAUCUGACCCUAUAUUUGAUAAAAAGGCAAUGUCAGAUCUUGUAAUAUGCAAGCUCAGUCAUUGUAGUGCUUCAGUUGCUGGUGGUAUGGAAAUGAUUUUACUGUGCGAAAAGGUUGCUAAAGAAGAUAUACAAGUUAGAUUUUUCGAAGAGAAGGACGGGCAAAUGGUGUGGGAAGGAUUUGGUGAUUUUCAACCUACUCAUGUACAUAAACAAACAGCAAUAGCGUUCAGAACACCCACGUACCGCAUACAGCAAGUGGAUCAACCGGUGCAAGUGUACAUUCAGCUCAAGAGACCAUCAGAUGGUGCAACGAGUGAACCGUUACCGUUUCAGAUGUUACCACUUGGUGCAGGUAGGCCUGCAUUCUGGUCUUUGCGGAAAGCAUUUGCUCGGAAGAAAACCGAUUAUAGUACAUUUGGUAAAAUAUUAGCCACCGAAUCUGCCUUACUCUCAAACGUUACACCCAGGUUUCCGCGUAAUAUCGACGAGUUCAAUAAUAACGACUUCGACAUCAAAAAGUCAACUAACAAAAUUUCCGCCCUACGCGCCUUGAACGAUCUGUAUAACGUAAAGAACACAUUAGACUCCUGUAACGGGAACACCGAGGUCAAUCAGAGUGCCGCACAAAAUGUAGGCCACCUAAAAAACACGAUAAUAGAUUACGAGAAUAACGAGGUACCCAACAGCUCUGAGAGUGCACAAAUAAACAAACUGUACAAAGUCGAUAGCCAUCGUAUGGAUAAGGAAACGAUCGAUACCAAUUCAGGAACUUUAAUUUCCACUAAGUCCGAUACCGUUAUCGAUAACGCGAACACGUUCAAAGAUUUAGAGUCCCCGAAAAGUAAGUCCGACUGGUUCGACUACUCGGAAGUAGGCAAGUGGGUGCAGAAAGGUCAGACAUCCCUGAAAGAGAAGGAUCAGGAUGUGGAUUUCAAAAGCGAGGCAGACGAUUGCAACAGAUCUUUCAAUGAACUGCUGACUCAAGUAGCCGAACUCGAUCAAAUUUAUGCCGAUACGCACGCGAAGCUGGUGCAGGCGGCUCUUGAGCAGAACACCGCCGAUCAAUCGAUGGACAUCGACGUUUGCGAUAAUCAAACAUACACUAGUCUACAGAUGGCCAUGAAGAAUCCCAUAGAGUUCGUGGAUCUACUGAACGACAGGAAGUACGAAGACGUAGCGAUACCAAAGCCAGAGCAUGCGAAUCACUCCUCUUUCUCGCCUCCGGUGACCACAAAAAGGGAUGGAACGCAGGAGACGGAGGAGAGACUGCCACCGUUGCCUCCGAAACGCAUCCGCAAAAUGCCUUCCAUGCCCCUUCUACCUCGCCCUAUAUCCGCUCACGUGAUGUCUGAACCUUUCGUCGAAGCGCCCAACAAGAAUUUACCUUCUCUGCCCGGCACGCUCACGAAAACCUCGAAGCAGGGACUCUUCUCGAAGUUAUUCGCGAAGAAGCUAAAGAAAGACAAAGACACCGUUUCGAAUACGUCCAAAGGCAGCAAUCCUUCGCUGAAUGCUUCAGGAAGCAUCACAUAUUUAGGGAAGAAUAGUAUACCGGAUUCCGCGCUGUUGCAGUGUCCAAGACCUAGCGCGAUAAGUACCACUAGCGUGAAGUCACUGAGAUUAGACGGCGACGAGACACCGCCUUAC
Molecule: messenger RNA, 2415 nt
Organism: Nomia melanderi (Alkali bee)
Lineage: Eukaryota; Metazoa; Arthropoda; Insecta; Hymenoptera; Halictidae
Gene: Dl
Product: dorsal
Biological process (GO): positive regulation of transcription by RNA polymerase II; innate immune response; response to cytokine
Cellular component (GO): nucleus; cytoplasm
Molecular function (GO): DNA-binding transcription factor activity, RNA polymerase II-specific; RNA polymerase II cis-regulatory region sequence-specific DNA binding
Source: RefSeq, a predicted model, not a curated record